This is a messenger RNA of Xyrauchen texanus (razorback sucker), 9024 nucleotides long. RefSeq names its product voltage-dependent calcium channel subunit alpha-2/delta-1-like. The transcript has 38 exons. Gene Ontology annotation, cellular component: L-type voltage-gated calcium channel complex. The record is from RefSeq and is a predicted model, not a curated record. Gene Ontology annotation, molecular function: voltage-gated calcium channel activity. Bases 245 to 3502 code for a protein of 1085 amino acids. Lineage: Eukaryota; Metazoa; Chordata; Actinopteri; Cypriniformes; Catostomidae.
CUGAUAUGCUACAGAGCCCACAGUCUGAAACAGAACCGGAGAGAAACGCCCCUCGCCGGAUUUCCACUGACGGUCUCCACAUCUCUGCAAAAUUCAGCUGUGAAAAUAAAGUUAACGUUGAAGUGGCUGAGAGGGACUAAACGCAUCUGUUUGUGGAAGUGGCGCUGAUGGCGGCUGGGUGGCUUCUUUAGGAGGGUCACUUCAGAGUAUUCGUAGAUUUUGCUGGGAGAAUAUAGCGUGUUGGAUGUCAUUCAGAAUAAUGGAUACGCUCAGACUGUCCACCGCUCUUCUCAUACUUCUGUCUUCUGUCAUCAGCUGUGGAAACACUAUACAGUUUCCGGACUCUAAACUGACCAGGAAAUGGGCGGAGCAGAUGCAGGAGGAGCUGGUGCAGUUAAUUGAUGCUGAGAGCGGCAUACAUGCUCUUAAUGAAAUUUUCUUGAAUCUUCGCAGACACUACACUGUGAAACACAACAAUGCACAGCAGCUGGUGGCAAAUGCUGCACAGGAAAUUGAGAAUCUCCUUGAGAAUCGAUCCAAAGCUCUGAACUCACUGGCCGAGACUGCAGAAAAGCUCCAGAAGGAACACCAGUGGAAGGAUGAUCUUGAUGAGAAUGACACCAUCUACUACAAUGCCAAGGGAAACAAUAAUGACACAGAGUCAAUGACCCACCACAACCGGAUCAGACUAGAAUUCAAAGAGGAUCCUGCAUUCAAAAGGGAUGUUUCCUACAACACGACAGCAGUGCACAUCCCAACCGACAUCUUCGAAGGCUCCAUGAUCAUUUUGAAUGAGCUCAACUGGACUGCGGGUUUGGAUGAGGUCUUCAGAAAGAACAAAGAAGAUGACCCGUCCCUCCUCUGGCAGGUCUUCGGCAGUGCAACUGGCUUGGCCCGAUACUUCCCAGCUUCUGAUUGGGUCGACAUGAAGAAAAAACCAAAAAGGAUUGACCUGUAUGAUGUACGCAGGAGGCCCUGGUAUAUCCAGGGUGCAGCUUCACCAAAAGACAUGUUGAUCCUGGUGGAUGCGAGUGGAAGUGUGUCAGGUCUGACUUUGAAGCUCAUUCAAACUUCUGUUAGUGAGAUGCUGGAAACGCUCUCUGAUGACGAUUACGUCAACAUCGUCUCUUUUAAUAGCUCAGCCAAAUCAGUUGCCUGCUUUGAUAACCUAGUCCAGGCCAACGUCCGCAAUAAGAAGAUUCUGAGGGAUGCGGUGAAGAAGAUCACAGCAAACGGCACAACGAACUAUAAAAUCGGUUUCAAGAAGGCUUUUGAUCAGCUGUCCUCAGUGAAUGUGUCCAGCGCUAACUGCAACAAGAUCAUCAUGCUGUUUACUGAUGGAGGAGAGGAGAGAGCAUCAGAGAUCUUUGAUGAUUACAACCAUGAUAAAAAAGUUCGCAUUUUUACCUUUUCAGUGGGCCAGCAUAACUAUGAUAAGGGGCCGAUUCAAUGGAUGGCCUGCACUAACAAAGGUUAUUAUUAUGAGAUCCCCUCCAUUGGUGCUAUUAGGAUCAACACCCAGGAAUAUCUAGAUGUGUUGGGCAGACCCAUGGUGAAAGAAGACAAGAAAGCCAAAAAUGUGCAAUGGACUAAUGUAUAUUUGGAUGCCUUGGAGCUGGGCCUCGUGAUUACAGGCACGCUACCAGUGUUCAACAAAACCAGCAACAGGAACAGUCGAGACAAGAAUAAGGACCUGAACCAGUUGAUUCUGGGGGUGAUGGCCAUAGACGUGUCUCUGGAAGAUAUCAAGAGACUGACUCCACGAUUCACUCUUGGCCCAAAUGGAUAUUACUUCGCCAUUGAUCCCAACGGCUACGUGCUGCUUCAUCCCAAUCUUCAGCCAGAGGAUCUGAAGUCUCAGGAACCUGUGACGCUGGACUUCCUGGAUGCAGAACUAGAGGAUGAUGUGAAAGUGGAGAUCAGGAAAAGCAUGAUAGACGGUAAGAAGGGUGAUCGGACUUUCCGCACUCUUUUAAAGUCACAAGAUGAGCGUUAUAUAGACAGGGGCGUCAGAACCUACACUUGGGGUCCAGUUGAUAAAACGGACUACAGCCUUGCUUUAGUUCUACCAGAGUACAGUCUAAAUUACAUCAAGGCCACAAUAGGAGACACCAUCACUCAGGCAAAAUUCUCUGUAAGCCUGCAGGUGGACAAAUUUGAAGAAUAUGGAUAUACCUUCAUAGCACCCAGGGAAUACUGCAAAGACCUGAAACCACAGAUUGUCAACAACACUGCAUUUCUCAUCAACUUCAUUGAGUACAUCGACAGGAAAACCCCCAACAACCCGCUAUGUAAUAUGGACCUGACAAACAGACUACUCCUGGAUGCUGGCAUCACCGCUGAACUGGCCAAACACUGGAGCAAACAGGGGCCGAAUGACAGAAUCCGGGCAAAGUUUGUGGCCACAGACGGCGGUGUCACAAGAGUUUAUCCUGCAAGUACUGGUUCAGAAUGGACCGAACAGGCAGAAACAUAUGAGUGUAGUUUCUACAAGAGAAGUCUGGACAAUGAUGUUUACAUGUUUACAUCAACACCAUACAUGACCAAUGACACUCAAGAGUCUGUUUUAGUGAGCAGAGCGAUGGACCUGAGAAUUGAUGAAUUCAAGUUGAAGCCAGCCGUGGUUGGGGUAAAACUGGACGUGCAGACCUGGAUGGACAGCUUCAUGAAUGCUACAUUAUCAUCAAAGUGUGAUGGUGAAAUCUGUGGGUGCAGAAGGAAUGACAUGUUUCUAGACUGCGUUCUACUAGACGACGGAGGCUUUCUCGUCAUGGCCAAUCAGGACGAGUACAUCAGUAUGAUCGGGCAGUUUUUUGGUAUGAUCGACCCCGACCUAAUGAGAAAUUUGCUGAACGAAUCCCUGUUUUCCGUCAACAAAACCUACGACUAUCAGGCCCUCUGUGAGCCCACCAGAGAAACUAAAGCUGCCGCUGGCCUCAGAUCAGUCUAUGUGCCCACCAUAGCUGACAUCCUGAACGUUGGUUGGUGGGCUUCAGCGGCUGCCUGGUCAAUAUUGCAGCAGUUUUUUGUCAGCAUCACUUUUCCUAAUUUCCUCGAGGCAGCUGACCUAGACGGUGAUCUGUCCAGAAUUCCAUCUAAGGAGAGUUGCAUUAAAGAGCAGACUCAGUAUUUCUUUGAAAACAACGAGAUGAGCUUUAAGGGUACUGUUGAAUGUCUGAACUGCUCCAGACAGUUCAUAGCUGAGAAACUUCUGAAGACUAAUCUGGUGCUUAUAGUUGCUGACGCACAGAAGAGCUGCCAAAUGUGUGAAGAGCAGCGAUUCUCCCAGGAAGAGAAGCCUUCUCCGGGUCCAGAUCCCUGUAAAUUAGCCCAGAACCCACGGUACCGGAAAGGUCCAGCAGAAUGCUUUGAGAACAAUGCAAGUGAACUGGAUGCGGAUUGUGGUGGUGCGUCAGGUCUGACUCCGCCUAACGUGUCUCUGGCCAUCCUCCAGCUCCUGCUGCUCUGGCUUCUGAUUGGACGGGGACACUGCCUAUCGUGACCUCAACAUAGAGAGGCCACACCCCUUGACAGUGCCAAAACAUCUUCCAGAUCCAGCUGUGCAUUUGAACGUUCAUCCGAACUCCCACGCCUCAACCCGGCACAUGUAGUGAGAGGCUCUGACCCAGGAAGUAGAAACCCAUGCCGUGAUCACUCACAGCCUUUGAGGUCAGAGCGGGUCAGAGAUGAUAAAUGAGCAACGGCCUUUGACAUUUGACCUCUGAGGUCAAACUCUCUCCACAUGGGCGACAAGGUGGGCAGUCAUACCAAGGUGGGCAGAACUUGGCUGUUCAUCGACACAUUGCCAUGGGGGAUAUAUGUCCCGUAAUGAUCCAACACAACACUGCCAACCAAAGUUCUACCAGUGUGUUGCCUUUUUUAAUAUUUUUGUCCUCCAACAUAUUUACAGCGGCUAAUUCCUCAGUAUAACAAACUGUUUAUAUGUGACUUUUAUGGCCAGCUCACAUUUGUCCUGCUGAGAUAUUUUAAUGGAGCCCCAUGGUUGGGUCAAAAUCUUGUUUUUGGUCUGUAGCCCAUUACUGAAAAAAAAAGGACAAAUGAGUGACUGACCCAAUGGCAAAAGUCUCUUGUUUUUCCCAGUGGUUUCCACGUCUGUGCCUCGGGAAUAUCAAUUUCAUUUCCCACCGCUGUGUGAGUGAUUAAUCCCUCCCUCCAUUCGUCUGUGGGUACUCGUUUUCGCUAUCAUGCAGUGAUUUUUAUUCAUCCAUAGUAAAUUCAAAACGUGCACUGCUGCCAAACAUUGCCCUGUGUGUGUGUGUGUGGUCUCGCUGUACUUUGCACUUGAUUCCAAGCAGGUCGUUUGGCUGAACAGCCCUUCUAUAUGUAUUUUGGGCUUUUUAAAUUACAGCCAAUUCACACUGACCUAAAAACUUGCAACGAUUUUUCUGGUUAUAUAAGUCAUAGCUGCAUUAAUCCGAAAAGAAAAGUCACCGUUGCAUGUGUGUGUUUUGUUUCUUGACACAUUACCUGUUUAUUUUAGAAUAUUUAAAGGGAGAGUUUACUCAAAAAUGAAAAUUCUGUCAUCAUUUACUCACCUUCAUAUUGUUUCAAACCCGUAUGACUUUUAUUCUGCUGUGGAACACAAAAGGAGAAUGUAAAAUCUGUCAGUCAGCAUUCACUUUCUUUGCUUUUUCUUUUUCAAACAAUGAAGGUAAAGACUUACUAACACUAUCAUCUCCUUGUGUGUUCCGCAGAAGAUGGAUGUCAUACAGGUUUGUAAUGACAAGAGGGUGAGUGAAUGAUGACAGAAUUUUCCUUUUUGGAUGAACAAUCCCUUUAAGUUAUUAAAACUAGUGGUUUAUUUUUAUUUUUAUUACAUUUUUUGCUGUACAUGUAAUGAGUUUUCUGUACUAUAUUUAAUGUGCGUGUGUGUGUGUGUGUGUGUGUGUGUGUGUGUGUGUGUGUGUGUGUGUGUGUGUGUGUGUGUAUUUGCCUCACUUCACUAAAUAUCAUCUGAAAAGCUCGAAAAGUGGAAAGAAAAUUAAGUAAUGUUUACAGAUUUUUCUUUUUGUGGGGGGGGGGUGUUAUAUUAUAAAUGUGGUCUCUGGUUUUGCUGUUUUUUGGGGUUUAUUUAUUUGUCAUUCUCUGAUAUGACAGCUCUGUCAACCGUUUCUUCCUGUCAGUGUGCCUUGAUGUAAAUGGAUCUAUAUAAAAAUACAGCAAGGAAAAUUACUAUGUACAAUCUGACCACGAUCAUUCUGAAAACAUUUGGGUCAAAAUCUUACAUUUAUAGAACAAUCAAAAGAGAGUUUUUGAGAUAUUUGACAAGAAUAAUGACCAUCAUAAAAAAUUUUUUUAUAUUAUUUUGGUCUCCACUAAUCCUGAUUUUGUGGUCACAUUUAAGAUUUAAAACAGUAAAAUGACUCUAAAGCAUUACUAGAGGUGUUCACACUGAUAGUUAUUUGCAAUUAUUCCUUCUAGCAUCCAACAAUAAAGUGAUUUAGCAAAAGAGGUAAAAAUUUACAGUUUUUCUCGAGCGAUUUUACGCAUAUCUCCAAACUCAGAUCACUGCUCUCAAAACAAGUAACACAGUAUGAAAAAGAAGAAGAGGGAGGAAUGGCUUUGGAAGAGGAAGAGCAGGGACAACUAGACAUUUAGAGAAAUUUGAUAAGAACACGUGGAAAAAGGUCUUUACUGUGGAUUUUUAUGAUAAACGUGUUAAUUCAAUAGUAGAGUCGUGUGUCUAUAGCUAAACAUAUUAUGAAUUUAAUAGAGAACACAUCUAUUGAUUUGAUAUUAGUAUUUAAUUUGAAUAAAUGCAUUAUCAGAAAAGAAUACAUUGCUUCAUUAUGCAGUAAAAUUUAAUUGUUCUGCAAAUUUGAGUGUCUGUUUCGACUGUGAAAAACUGUCAAAUAAGUUUCCAUUUGUUAAUGGAUUAGGUAUCAUGAACUAACAGUGAACAAUAUUUGAAAACAUCAUUUGUUAAUCUUGAUUAAUGUUAUUUUCAACAUUUGCAAAUGUAUUGUGUGUGUAUCAGUGUGAAUGCCCCUUAAUAUGGAUGUUUACUUGUCAAAAAGGAAAAGACAUGCAAUUCAGAGGGAGGUAUGAAAAUUAUGAUUUUCCAUCUAAGCCUUUAGUACUUGGUCAUUAUUGUUUUUAGAAGAGAGGGAUACCUAAAGUUAGACCAAUUAUCGAUAAUGGAACUGAUCUAAACUAUGCUGUGCAAAGAUACGUGAUUUCUUGUUGUUAAUAACCACAGAAUCUUUGUGCAUAGUUUUUUGUUUUGUUUAUAAUUGUGCAAAAUUAAGCUUGGAUCUGUGUCAAACUGAUUUUAGUGCAGCUUUAAUUACCAUCACUGUGCUCUUUAUAAAAACAGGAAAUUAAAAGUAAAUGAACCUUAUUACAUCUAACCUGAGAUGUAGAAUCCCGUGGGCAAUGCCACUGCUACUUCACGCAUUAUGUCCUCUCUUUACAUGAAACGAUUGAAAACAACAUGAUUGGACUGUGUGGAUUUGGCUUGUGUUUAAAGACAUCCUUCUAAAAAUCUUUCCAUUAUUCAUUACUGUUCAUCGCUUUGUUGUAAUUAGAUAAGCAUUCUAGAAGUGACGUGCAUUAAAUCUGUGUUUUCCCACAAACACUGCAGUUAAUUUGCUGCAUCAAAAUGAGAAAUGACUGAAAAUAUCCUCAGCUCCAGGUCGUUAACUUGAAGGCAGAUCAAUUACUCUCAAUACAAUCACUGAAUUUCCAGCUAAUUUAAUAUCAUUUUGUUUACCAAUGCUACACUAUGCUGAAAAAGAUGUUUUAACUUCCUCCACCUGUUGUCUACCUAUACUUAAAGUGCCAUAGAGUUCUGUUUUUCUGCAUAUUUGUCUUAAAAAAAAACAGGAAACUGUCACAAAUUGUUUUUGGGGGGCCAUUCAUACAGAAAAUGUUGAUGUAUCCGUCUGUUCAAUUGUUUUUAAAUGUAAACAUGCACUAGAUGGACGUAUUUGACCAUUGUGAUGCAUCCUGCUAUUUUUUUAGUGUCUAGCUUCAACUUUUAUCUUUUUUACUUAAACUUUUAUCAACUUUUCUUGGGACACCUGUGUUCUGUUCUAUUUAUUAUGCUACUUCAAGCUAUUUUUAAGCACAAUAAUGCGUCUGCCCUGAAUGGACUCUUAAUCAGUAUUCUUGUCAUUUUACAGUAAAAAUAUCUAAACAUCCUUAAAAUGUCAUAAAUUUAAAUGAGCUUAAUUCAAAAAUAUACAAAAUAGAUUUUUGAAUUAUGUUUAUUUGUCUUAUCCUGUCUUGUAUUAAGGCUGUGUAGAUAAAAAUACUAAUUAUAGUAAGAUUUGUUUUUUUUGUUUGUUUGUUUUUUUGCAGUGUAUUUACCUGUGAUGAUACUCAAAACUUUAAUGCAAAUGCAAAAAGAAGAAUUUUCACUCUGUGUUCUCAGACUUUUGGAACCCUCUGAAUAUAUAGUUACUCAGAAAAUACAUGAGAUACAAAUAAAUAAUUAAUUUUACUUCCAGUUGAUAUUUAAGAGCAGCUCUCCAAGUUCAGAUGCUGUCACCUCAGGAAUAGAAUAUUCACAAAUUGUGAUUCAAAGUGUUUCAUGGUGCAGAUGUAUAUGUGCUCUCUCUCUCUCUCUGUUAUCUUUUCUCUCUCUCUGGACUGUGUGGGUUUUGAUCUCUGGAAAUCUCAGAUAGCGUGAAGUGUGUUUAAAGUAGUCAGUCAUGUUCCUGCUGCCUCCGCUUGCCUCUUGGCUGACCGUCAAUCUGCCUCAGUCAGGGUUUUGGAGGACAUAUCUGUGAUCUUAUUUUCAGUUCCACCUCAUUCUAUUUAAUGCUGUGGUUCUCAACUGGUUUUGCUUCAGGACCCAGAUUUUACAAUGGACAUCAAGUGGUGACCCAACACUGUUCCAAAUGUAAACUGUAUUUAAUUUAGGCUGGGUCAUAGUUUAUUUUUCCUUUCAUUUAUUUUUUUUAAUAGUUUCCAAAUCUGAGAGUAUGUCAUGCAACCUGUCCAUGUCAAAUAUUUGCUACAUUUUACAUUUAAAGUUCACCCAAACAUGGAAAUUCCCUCAUAAUUGAUUCACCCUCAUGCCAUCCUAUGUGUGUAUAACUUUUUUCUUCUGCUGAUGACAAAUAAAAAUUUUAGAAGAAUAUCUCAGCUCUGUAAGUCAAUACAUGCAAGUGAAUGGUGACCAGACCUUCUAAACUCCAAAAAUUACAUGCAAUCACUUUGAGUGUGAAAAAGACCAAUAUUUAAAUAUUUUUUCUUGUUUUUUUUCCUUUUCUUUCAUUUUUUAUUUAUUUAUUGUUUUUUUUGCAAUAAAUCUCUACUUUCACUUUUUAAAAUUUGAAAGCAAAUGUGGAGAUUUAUAGUAAAAAUGGACUGACCUGUUUUUUAAACAAUGGAGUCUUGAAUUACUUUUAUAGUGCCUUUAUGUGAUUUUUGGAGCUUGAAAGGUCUGGUCACCAUUCUCUUAUAUUGUAUGGACCUACAGAGCUGAGAUAUUGUUCUAAAAAUGUUCAUUUGUGUUCUGCAGAAGACAGAAAUAAUACACAUCUGGGAUGGCAUGAGGGUGAGUAAAUGAUGAGACAAUUUUUAUUUGUGGGUUGAACUAUCCCUUUAAGUGACAGAAUCUGCAUCACAAUAUUGUGGAGUUUUGAUUAGUCCACAGAUUUUGUCGUCAACAACAAAAGAUAAUUUUUUUUGUACGUUUAUAAGCCCAUUUAUUUCGAAAUUCUAACUAUGGAUGAUUAUAUAGUUAGUUGCAUUUCAUUAUUCAUUAGCACUGUUUUUUUUCCUAUCAGAACAGACCUGCCACCAAUUUUUGGGUCACGACCAACAAGUUGAGAACCGCUACCUGGAAGUAUAAUAUUCGUGUGAAUCUCGAUUCGCCUGAAACUGUGUGUAAAUUUGUACAAAAGCAUUCUUUAAAAUGGAAAUUAUAAAGAAAGCCUACUGUUCAUAAUCUUAAAAUGGUCUCAAUUCAUGUCCAAGUAUAUUCAGAAUAAAAAUGAGGUUUAAUAUUAUUUCGAUUAGUGCUGUGUUUUUUGCCUUGACUCUUUUGACCGU